This is a messenger RNA of Menidia menidia (Atlantic silverside), 1848 nucleotides long. NCBI's taxonomy places the organism in Eukaryota, Metazoa, Chordata, Actinopteri, Atheriniformes, Atherinopsidae. The record is from the annotation of a GenBank genome assembly.
AUGGCAUUGGAACCAGAUUUUUCUGUUUUUGACUCGAACAUGGAUAUUGACUCUCUUCAAUUUAUACCUCCGCAGCAGAGAGCUCCAGACCUCUGUCAGCAGGUACAAGAAUUAAAAGAUGAUGUCAAGCAGCUGAGGAAUGUCUUUCAAAACACGUUGUCCCUGCAACAGAAAAUGCUGAAUCAUCUGGAUAAGGUUCAUUCCUGUGAGUCUGAUGGACCUUCUGCACAACAGUCUCCAGCAGCUCCUGUGGCCACCUCAACACCGUAUGUACCUCUUGUGAAUAUCGGUGCGGGGCAUUCCAAUGACGCGUGCCCUUAUCCUGAAACUCAGAGGGAUCUGCAUAGCUCUUUCCUACAGACUCAUUCAGCUGAGCUAACCAACACCUCAAGAGUGAUUGCUGCUGCACUACAUCACGCCAAGCUUGAACCACCAGUAUUCGCCGGGGAUGGUGAAGUGCAGGCAGUGGACUGGUUACAGGCUGUGUCAGCAUACAAGUCCACUCUGAAUUUAACUGACGCCCAGAUUCUGAAUGAGUUGCCCCGUUUUCUCACGAAAAAGCCUAGUAAGUGGUUUAAAGCACUUCGUUCACACAUUAGCUCAUGGGUGCACUUCUGCCAACUUUUCCAAACAGUCUUUCUGCCCACUGACAACCAAGAAAGAAUUCUCAGAGGCAUACUUGACCGUGUCCAGUCAGAUGAUGAACCACUACCGACUUUUGUAGCUCACAUGUUGAGUGAGUUUAAUAAGCUAUGUAGCCCACCACCUGAGAAAGAGCGUAUUCAAUUAAUAUGUAAACAUUCACUUGAAAAAUACAGGGUGGCUCUGUAUGGCUCGCCUACGUUAACUGAGCCUCAACUUUCUGCAAAUACGCUCCACAUCCUUGGUCAUGUGGAGGACAAUGAGUCUAAUGCUGUCUGGAACACUCCAUUUAAGACUAAGCUGAACUUUAAUGGAACCUGCACCGAGGCGACUCUGGACACAGGCGCUUCACUUUCAGCUGUACGUGCAGAUCUCAUUAAUCUCAAUGGGGUUUGUCCGCAGAAAGUACGUCAGUGGCAGGGGCCGCCAGUGAGCCUAGCGGACAACGCCCCUUGCCUCCCAGAGGUGUUAUUGUCGGAUCGUUCGCACAUGAGGCAGCUGCAAAUGGACGACCCUGUGACGGGUCCACUCCUCAGAGACAUCGAAUCAGACUCAUCGGUUCAAAUAGACAGUGAAUGCCAAGAACAAUAUACUGUCUAUGACAGUUUGCUGUAUUGCAGGGACCGAAAGCCUGUAUGCAGUUUACAUCCAUUAAAAGAACUUAAACUUUUUGCCCCAACAUCUCUUCGUGGCACCAUGCUGCGCUAUUACCAUGACCACCCCACUGCUGGCCAUCUCGGUGUUUCCAAAACACUUAUGAGACUACGACACAGGUUCUUUUGGCCUGGCAUGGCAGGUGAUGUCAAACGUUAUGUCACUUCUUGCUCGGUCUGCCAACUCACAAAACCAAGUCAACAAAAGCAAGCUGGUCUCAUGGUCCCUAUUGUGCCCAAGAAACCCUGGGAAUACACAGGUGUGCAAUAUCCAGAGACUCUGAGAGCCACCCUCAGGGAUGCUCAUCACCACGCCAGGGCUGCGCUAGAUCUCAGCCACAAAAGACAGAAACACUACUACGACUUGAGACGCCGCCAUUCUGCUUUUGGGAUUGGUGAUCUUGUUCGAGUGAAGUCUCACCCAAGAUCGGAUGCUUUGGCUAAUUUUACAGCUAAACUGGCACCGCUGUUCAAAGGCCCUUUCCGUGUCAGUCAGAAACUCAGCGAUGUGAACUACAGACUGAUUGAUGUUGAAACUGGAGCCGAUGCGUGA